Molecule: messenger RNA, 2157 nt
Organism: Hipposideros armiger (great roundleaf bat)
Lineage: Eukaryota; Metazoa; Chordata; Mammalia; Chiroptera; Hipposideridae
Gene: PREB
Product: prolactin regulatory element binding
Exons: 9
Coding region: 249-1505 (418 amino acids)
Biological process (GO): endoplasmic reticulum to Golgi vesicle-mediated transport
Cellular component (GO): endoplasmic reticulum membrane
Molecular function (GO): guanyl-nucleotide exchange factor activity; protein binding
Source: RefSeq, a predicted model, not a curated record
CGCGAGGAGAGCGAACUAGGUGCGCCUGCGCACUGAACGUCGGCGAGCUCCAAGUAGGCGGAUUGAGGCAGAGAUACGGAUCGCUGUGUGUGGUUAGAGUUUUGGCCAACCGGCAGAUGUGAGAGGGGUCGGGAGCCCUCCCGGCAACGACCGGACCAAGUUCAACCGCUGCCGGGGCAAGAAUCGAAGUCCGGGCACGGCAUGUCCCGGCUGCCGCCGUGCGGACAGUGAAGCUCGCGCCUAGCGGGAUGGGCCGGCGCCGGGCGCCAGAGCUGUACCGGGCCCCGUUCCCGUUGUACGCGCUUCAGGUCGACCCCAGCACAGGGCUGCUCAUCGCUGCGGGCGGAGGAGGCGCCGCCAAGACGGGCAUCAAGAAUGGCGUGCACUUUCUGCAGCUAGAGCAGAUUAAUGGGCGCCUGAGCGCCUCCUUGCUACACUCCCAUGACACAGAGACACGGGCCACCAUGAACUUAGCGCUGGCUGGUAACAUCCUCGCUGCAGGGCAGGAUGCCCACUGCCAGCUCCUGCGCUUCCAGACCCAGCAGCAGAAGGGCAAAAACAAGGCAGAGAAGGCAGGUUCCAAGGAGCAGGGACCUCGACAAAGGAAGGGGGCAGCCCCAGCAGAGAAGAAAUCUGGAGCUGAAACCCACCAGGACGGAGUAGAGCUCAAAGUAGAGAAUUUGCAGGCAGUGCAGACAGACUUCAGCCCUGAUCCACUGCAGAAAGUUGUAUGCUUCAACCACGAUAAUACCCUGCUUGCCACUGGAGGGACAGAUGGCUACGUUCGUGUCUGGAAGGUACCCAGCCUAGAGAAAGUGCUGGAGUUCAAAGCCCAUGAAGGAGAGAUUGAGGAUCUGGCCUUGGGGCCUGAUGGCAAGUUGGUAACUGUGGGCUGGGACCUGAAAGCCUGUGUGUGGCAGAAGGAUCAGCUGGUGACACAGCUGCACUGGCAAGAGAACGGACCCACCUUUUCUAACACGCCUUACCGCUACCAGGCCUGCAGGUUUGGGCAGGUUCCAGACCAGCCUGCUGGGCUGCGACUUUUCACAGUGCAGAUUCCCCACAAGCGUCUGCGCCAGCCUCCACCCUGCUACCUCACAGCCUGGGAUGGCUCCACCUUCUUGCCCCUUCGGACCAAAUCCUGUGGCCAUGAAGUCAUCUCCUGCCUUAGUGUCAGUGAAUCGGGCACCUUCCUAGGCCUGGGCACGGUCACUGGCUCUGUUGCCAUCUACAUAGCUUUCUCUCUCCAGCGCCUCUACUAUGUGAGGGAGGCCCAUGGCAUCGUGGUGACGGAUGUAGCCUUUCUGCCUGAGAAGGGUCGUGGUCCAGAGCUCCUUGGGUCCCACGAAACUGCCCUGUUCUCUGUGGCUGUGGAUAGUCGUUGCCAGCUGCACCUGUUGCCCUCACGGCGGAGUGUUCCUGUGUGGCUGCUGCUGCUGCUAUGUGUCGGACUUAUUAUUAUGACCAUCCUGCUGCUUCAGAGUGCCUUUCCAGGAUUCCUUUAGCCUCCCUGCUCCCAGGGAAUCAGGGGCCUGGACACUGCCACCUUCUGGACCAGAGUGGAGGCCUGGACCCAUUGCUCACUCCACCUCCAAGUGGGUUCACAGCUGAGAUGGCCGCCGAUGAGACUUGAUGGGUACUGCCUGCCCUUCCCAGUUAAAGCGUGGUUGUGGCCCUGUGCAACUCUUGAGUCCUGGGAACCCUGCAUUCAUCAUCUGUGGAUCCACCCAGGAGAGUGGUGUCUGCAGCCCAGGUCACACCACCUGCCUCCUUUCCUGUGUCUACCAGAGGCUCCAGAGUUGAGCUUGUUCUUUCUCUAGAAGUAUGUGAAGGUGCCCCAGAAUCUGGAGGCACUGCUAUCCCUUCCUGCAGAAACAAUCUGUUUCUCCUCCCCUCACAUCCUGUGGCCAGUUGCUCUUCCCAUGAGCCCCUGGCAUUUGCUGGCCUGGGACUUGUUGUUGGGAUGGAAGAGGCAAAAGGAAGACCCAGGCAGUAAUCUGUGGGUUCAGCUGGGUAGCUCUAAGCCAGCCAGGCUAAAUAUGCAGCAAGUUCCUGGAUGGCCUACCCUAGCCUUGAGAAAAGGGAAAAUGAACCUCAGUCUAUUUAGCAGGAAAAGUUAUAUUUAAUAAACAAGGGAAGACUGAACCGAGACCCCAA